AGGCUUGAUGCACGUCAUGGAUCUUUCGAUGCUAUCCCAGCACUACUGCAAGGUACAAACAUGCGACGCCUUACCCUACAGGAAGCUUUUUGGGAUGCCUCCGGUGCGUUGAGAGGUAGAGGUGACUUGAAGAUGGACCCGGGGCCGGCGACAGAGUUACGGGAAGACGGGGUUGUUGCUGCUGCCGCUGAAGCUAGUUCAGUUUUUACA
Acaulospora colombiana is the source of this 210-nucleotide messenger RNA. The record is from the annotation of a GenBank genome assembly. NCBI's taxonomy places the organism in Eukaryota, Fungi, Glomeromycota, Glomeromycetes, Diversisporales, Acaulosporaceae.